Microsporum canis CBS 113480 is the source of this 1722-nucleotide messenger RNA. Its product is annotated as ENTH domain-containing protein. The transcript has 6 exons. Gene Ontology annotation, biological process: vesicle budding from membrane; clathrin coat assembly; clathrin-dependent endocytosis. Gene Ontology annotation, cellular component: clathrin-coated pit; clathrin-coated vesicle. The record is from RefSeq and is a predicted model, not a curated record. NCBI's taxonomy places the organism in Eukaryota, Fungi, Ascomycota, Eurotiomycetes, Onygenales, Arthrodermataceae. Gene Ontology annotation, molecular function: SNARE binding; phosphatidylinositol-4,5-bisphosphate binding; 1-phosphatidylinositol binding. Bases 1 to 1722 code for a protein of 573 amino acids.
AUGGUUGGUUCGAGCUUUGAAAAGUCCGUCAAGGGCGCGACUAAGUCAAAGAAUGCGGCCCCGAAAUCAAAAUACAUUGAACACAUCCUCACGGCCACCUACAGCGAUGCAGGGACGGCAGAGAUCUUCCGCACGCUCCAGAUCCGACUGCGCGAGUCGGCGUGGACUGUUGUCUUCAAGGCGCUUAUCGUGAUACAUAUGAUGAUACGCGAGGGUGCUCCGGGAGCUGCGCUUGCUUAUCUGUCUCAAUAUCCUCGGAAGUUCGCAAUUACAAGCAUCUCUGACGCACAAUUACAAGGCGCGAAUAUCUGGAGAUACUCGGAGUAUCUUAUUGCAAGGUCCCUAGCCUUUACGGAGACAAAGACGGAUUACGUUCGUAAUGGGCAGGGCAGGCUGAAAUCGUUGACGGUCUCGAGAGGCUUGUUGCGAGAAACGGAGAUUGUUCAGAAGCAAAUUAAAGCUCUUUUGAAGUGCGAUCUCCUGAGCGAUGAACCCGAUAACGAGAUCACUUUGACCGCUUUUCGGCUGGUAACGCUGGAUCUGCUAACGUUAUACUCUGUUAUGAACGAAGGUGUCAUUAAUGUGCUAGAACAUUACUUCGAAAUGUCCAGAACAGAUAGCGAACGAGCGCUGCACCUAUACAAAGUGUUCAGUGCACUAACUGAUGAUGUGGUGGGUUUCUUGCGGGUGGCCAGACAGUAUGAACAUGCUACCCGUCUUGAGAUACCAAAUUUAAAACAUGCAUCAACGGACCUGGCGAAGUUACUAGAAGACGACUUGCACGAUCCAGAUUUUGCCAUUCGACGGAAAGAAUAUCGCGAGCAAAAGUUUGGAAAGUCCAAGGGUGAAAAUACCUCUUCAUCCAAGGAUGAGGGACGAACGCAGCCUAAGUCCAAAGCAAAUGAAGGUUCGACGAGUAAAGCUCCUUCGAAAGUUGACGCCAAAGCUCCCGCUCCCGAUUUAAUCGACUUCUUUGGAUCCAUUGAGGAAAACCCACAACCAGUAAAUCAACAGCAACAACAGCAAAGUAUGCCAAUGCAGUUCCAGCAAACAGGCUUCCAACAACAGCCUGUGCCCGCGGAGUUCCUACAAAAUCAAACUGGUUUUACCACAAACCAAAUAGCGCAAACCACCAAUCCAUUUAGCCAGUAUGAUGCGCAUAUGCAACAAGUUCAACAGCAGCAGCCGCCUAUAGCCCAGCCAUUGCAAGUCUCUCACACAGAACGGAGCUCCUCCCUUCCCGCGACCUAUGACGGCAGGAGCCACACCGCGAGCCAACAAUCCAUUCCGACAAUCCAUGCUCCCACCCGCAGAUACUCCCAUUCACAAUCUCCUUCGACAAUGGCAAUAAAACGACAAUCUACCAACCCCUUUGCAAAAUCUCCACCAAGCGUCCCUUCACAAUACCAAAUUCCUAACCCAAACCAAUACCCUAUGCCAUCGACAUCACCGACCCCUUCACAGCAGCAGCCACAGCCCCUCCAACCUCAUCGAACAGGAACGAACCCUUUUGCGCGGCCUCAACCACAACAAAGCCAGGAAGUACCACCGGCUCAACGCCUCCAGCCAAACCCAACUGGAAGCACGAACCCUUUCCGCCAAAGUGUUUUCAUAAACCAGUCCACAGGCCAGGGAUGGCAGAAUGCCCCCCAGGGAACAAUGGGUGGACUAGAGAAGCUAGAGACUAUCCCUGUAUUCCCCCGGCCAGGACAAAUGGCUUAA